CUGUCAAGUCUCCCGUUUUGGCCGGGAAACUACCGGAUUUUCCCCCUCUUUCCCGUCGUCAUCCCGAAUUAUUAUUUUCCCGGAAAUUUCCCGUAUUAUAAUAUUAUUUAAUAAAAAACAUUCCAGUGCCUCUGAACUAUGUCACUAGCCUCGCGAGAACUGCCGCCUGCAGUAGCCUGGGUGGCAGUUCUCGCGAUAUUAGUGUUGGCAGCGGGAACAAACCCGGAAAAACAAAUCAGAGAUGGAUGAAGUUAAAGAGAGAGAAGGCGUUCCUGCCAAAAAGGUUAAGACUUCGUGUAAAUAUCUUGAAAAAUGGGACAGCGAAUUUACUUUCCUAAAGAAGAGUAGGGUGGGGCACAAUUACGCGUUUUGUAAGAUUUGUAACUGCGACUUUAGUGUCUCUCAUGGGGGAAGGAACGAUGUCCGUCAGCAUGAAAARUCCGUCAAGCACAAACGCGGGCUAGAGGCACAAARACAUGCCCAGGCGAUGUCCCCUUUUGUGACUAGAAAUGCCACAGAGGCAGACCAGGUCAUAAAUGCGGAGGUUAAAAUGGCAAUGCUGUGUGCGAAAAACAACGUUGCUUUUACCUUCUGUGAUGAUUUCAACAAAUGUGUAGCUGAGAUGUUCCCAGACUCUGCAAUUGCACGAAAAUACUCAGCGGGGAAAACCAAGGCUACACAACUCAUCAAAGGUGCCAUAGCAGCAGAGCUAGAUGACGAGUUGGCCAAAACAUGUCGAUCUCAACCAUUUUCACUUAUGUGCGACGAAUCRAACAACAGAAAAACAGACAAACAAUUCGUCAUCCUGGCCAGACUCUAUGAUGAAGCCACUCUGCAGGUCGCUACAAGAUUCAUGGAGAUGCCUGUAUGCAAUGUAGGAAAUGCAGAAAAUCUGUAUGAAAAACUGAGUGAAGCGCUAAGAAAAAGAGGCAUUCCCUGGGAGAACCUGAUAGCCUUUAACUCAGAUAAUGCAAGUGUCAUGAAAGGCAGACACAACUCUGUCAUCAGCAGACUGAAGACCAGCCAGCCCCACGUCCAGGACCUUGGU
This is a messenger RNA of Austrofundulus limnaeus, 1048 nucleotides long. RefSeq lists its product as uncharacterized. Lineage: Eukaryota; Metazoa; Chordata; Actinopteri; Cyprinodontiformes; Rivulidae. The record is from RefSeq and is a predicted model, not a curated record.